Molecule: messenger RNA, 873 nt
Organism: Notodromas monacha
Lineage: Eukaryota; Metazoa; Arthropoda; Ostracoda; Podocopida; Cyprididae
Source: the annotation of a GenBank genome assembly
AUGCAGGUGUCGCCUGCAGAUGGCCGAGUCGUGGCAUGCGGCAAGGUGUGCAAGGACAGGGUCGAGAAUGUCAAGGGCAUCCGCUAUUCGAUGGCCAAGUUCUUGGGCCCGCAAACCUGGGCCCUGUCUGGAGACGAACCAAAGGCAGCUGUACAAGAGGUCGGUGGUCAGGGAAUGAGGGACUAUGGCAACAAGUUGCUGCAAAGGGAACAAGAGGACGAGUUGUUUGAGUGCGUCAUCUACCUGGCACCGGGCGACUAUCACCGCUUUCAUUCCCCUGCGCAAUGGACAAUUCACCACCGACGCCAUUUCCCUGGUGACUUGUUGAGUGUUCAUCCGAAGGUGGCGUCGUGGUUCCCGAACCUGUUCGUUGUAAACGAACGGGCCGCGUAUUAUGGCAAGUGGCAACACGGAUUCUUUGCUUUGGGUGUCGUGGGAGCCACGAAUGUCAGCAGCAUAAAAAUUCCAUUUGAUUUGGUGAGUCCCGCGCUGUAUGUUCUCGCACUCUACAUGCCAUACUACUGCAUUGGAGACGAACCAGCGAAAAUUCAAGCGCAACUCGUGGCUCGACUUGCGGUUCGAGUCGCCGGUGGAGCAGAGCAAAGGCUCCUACUUCGGCGAGUUCAACAUGGGCUCGACACUGGUGCUCAUUUUCGAAGCCCCGCGGGGCUAAAAUUCAAGCGCAACUCGUGGCUCGACUUGCGGUUUGAGUCGCCGGUGGAGCAGAGCAAAGGCUCCUACUUCGGCGAGUUCAACAUGGGCUCGACACUGGUGCUCAUUUUUGAAGCCCCGCGGGGCUCGAGGUUCACGGUGUGCAUGGGAGACAGGGUCCGAGUUGGCCAGCGUCUGUUUCAAGUGCCAGGCGAAACAUGA